AUCGACUUCUUUUUCAAGAAAAGAAAAAGAGAAAAAAAAAAACCCCCUCCCUAAAACAAAAUGAUCCAUUCCUCCUCCUAAUGCCUUAAUCAGCUGUUUCCUAGAUAAUGACACAUUCUAAUUAACAAACAGCGAGACGCCAUUCCCCCGGGCCCCUUCUUGUUUGCCUUCAAAGGAAAACAAGAAAGAAACUGUACUUCGCAGUUCUCUUUGGGGUUUUCAUGCCCCUUUUCUCUUAUUCGCCUCUUCCCCGAUUCAGAAGCUGGACUCUGGUUCCCCCCUUCUCCCGGCAUCGCAAUUUUGGAAAUGGAGGCUCAGUAUCAUACUUCACCUCAACGUAUUAUAGGCAAAAUGCCAGAGAUUCAAUUGGGCACGCAUACGGUGAGGUCGCAUGGAGUCAAAGUUGCAAGGACACAUAUGCAUGAUUGGUUGAUAUUUCUGUUACUUGUCGUGAUAGAGAUUGUUCUGAAUGUAAUAGAACCAUUUCACCGUUUUGUUGGGAAGGAUAUGAUGACGGACCUUUCGUAUCCUUUGAAAUCGAAUACUGUUCCCUUUUGGGCUGUUCCUAUAGUUGCAGUAUUGCUGCCUUUGGCCGUCAUUUCUGUUUACUACUUCAUCAGGAGGGAUGUCUAUGACCUGCACCAUGCCAUACUAGGCCUUCUUUACUCUGUUCUUAUCACUGGAGUUAUAACUGAUGCAAUUAAAGAUGCUGUUGGCCGGCCUCGUCCUGAUUUCUUUUGGCGUUGCUUCCCUGAUGGCAAAGGAAAAUUUGAUCCCAUCACAACGGAUGUUAUGUGUACUGGAUUGAAGAGUGUCAUCAAGGAGGGACACAAAAGUUUCCCCAGUGGACAUACUUCUUUUUACAACUUGAUGCUCUUUUGUGCAAUAUGGCCAUUGGAUUUGUUGCUUGGUCUGACUUUUCUCAACCAAGACAAAAGCUGGUGGUUCCUGUAUGCAGGGUCAUUUGCAGGUCUUGGAUUUCUAGCAUUGUAUUUAUCGGGGAAAGUGAGAGUAUUUGAUCAGAAAGGGCAUGUCGCAAAGCUCUGCAUUGUCUUCUUCCCAUUGCUUUUUGCAGCUCUGGUUGGAAUUUCUCGAGUCGAUGACUACUGGCACCACUGGCAAGAUGUAUUUGCUGGUGGUCUCAUAGGGCUGGUAGUUGCUUCAUUUUGUUACUUGCAGUUCUUUCCUCCUCCUUAUGAUAUUGACGGGUGGGGCCCGCACGCGUACUUCCAGAUGUUAGCAGAGUCUCGCAGUGGAGCUCAGUCCACCAGCAACACCAGUACUGCUCUCAUAGUGCGCCAGUCCGAGCUGGAGAAUGUUUUCAUCGAUCCACAGCACAGCAACGAAGGUGGUUUUGUUCGGGACAGCACCCCCAUUUUUGAGGGGAUGGAUAGUCAAAGGAGGCAUUGACUUUUUGCCGGUCUUUUAACCACGCACUAUAUCAGAGAUCAAGCACUAGUUUGUUCAUACCUGAGCUUUUGCUAUUAUUAAGGAUGGUAAUUUUCAGACUUAUAAAAAAGAGGAAGGAAGGUUAUUUUAGCAACCCUGAUGUUUGGGUUGAGAAUUGACAAGUAAAUGCACAGGUUGGGUCGACAAUUACGCACAGGAAAUUCUAUUCAAAAGGAAGCAAGUUUAAGGACCAGGAUACGAUGAUCUAGCGGGCCAAAUUGUAUCCUUUGGGCGGAAAUGGAGCAAGCCUGGUUGGGCCGAAGGAAACGGGGAUGCAGGCCACCACCAUGUACCAGUCCCAGAGAGUGGAAUCCAAGGACAACCCAAUUUCUUCAUUAUAAUUCAUAAGUCCCAUUGUUGGUUAAUUAAUAAUCAAUAUUUAUGGAUAGUAAUAACGUGCUAUGAUUGCGGACAAUGGUUUAUUCUA
Molecule: messenger RNA, 1876 nt
Organism: Linum tenue
Lineage: Eukaryota; Viridiplantae; Streptophyta; Magnoliopsida; Malpighiales; Linaceae
Source: the annotation of a GenBank genome assembly